Messenger RNA from Amphiprion ocellaris (clown anemonefish), 2999 nucleotides. RefSeq names its product zinc finger and BTB domain-containing protein 12. The record is from RefSeq and is a predicted model, not a curated record. Gene Ontology annotation, biological process: regulation of transcription by RNA polymerase II. Gene Ontology annotation, molecular function: DNA-binding transcription factor activity, RNA polymerase II-specific; protein binding; RNA polymerase II cis-regulatory region sequence-specific DNA binding. Bases 316 to 2028 code for a protein of 570 amino acids. The transcript is spliced from 5 exons. NCBI's taxonomy places the organism in Eukaryota, Metazoa, Chordata, Actinopteri, Pomacentridae. Gene Ontology annotation, cellular component: nucleus.
ACGACCAGCGCCGAGGAGAAGCUUCACGCGGAAACCGAUUCAAAGUCAGCUCGGCGGGGCGGCGGCGGCGACACGCCAGCGGGUCCGCGUUUGUUGUCACGAGAUGCACUUCCUCCGAAAAAAGGCCGAAAAGUAAACAGAAAUCGAGGUGGUGGCAGCGAGCGGCCGGCUGGAGGGAUGAGCAGACACCGCUGGACGACUAGCAUCACCUCCGCCAACGGCUGAAGCGUCACAACGAGCCGGGACUGUUGUUGAUUUUUCUCCCCCCCCCCCCGGUAGAGCUCACAAAGACGGAACGAGAGAGGCGAAGACAAGAUGGAGAUGGUGUUUUUCCGGUUACCGGGCCACGGGGACAUCACCUUGAAGCACAUGAAUUCGCUGAGGUCCCGCCAGCAUUUCUGUGACGUCACCAUCGUCGCCAGCAACAACCAGGUAUUCAGGGGACACAAGGUUGUGCUGGCUGCAUGCUCGCCCUUCCUGCGGGACCAGUUCCUCCUCAACCCAUCGCCCAAGCUGCAGGUGUCGAUGCUGUACAGCUCCUCGGUGGUGUGCGACCUGCUCCAGUCCUGCUACACCGGCAUCCUGCACUUCAACCCCGAGGAGAUCGUCAACUACCUGACUGCUGCCAGCUACCUGCAGAUGGAGCACAUCGUGGAGCGCUGCAGAGGAGCGCUGGAGAAAUACGUGCAGCUAAAGCAUCCCGGUCUAGCUAAGGAGGCUGUAGAGGAGAGCCAGGCCACACCAGUGAUCGUCAGCAGCAUUCAGUCGGUUGGAUCUCCUUCCCCCCGCCAACCUUCUCCUGUCCAACCCAACAGUCCAGCUGUGUGCUCAGUAGAGGAGAACAGCGGUGAUGUUCCUGCUCAGGGCAGCAGUCAGCCCCACGACAGUCCCAUCAUGGAUGAUCCGUGUAUCCAGGUUCCUGGAUCAGAUGAGGAGGAGGAGACCAGGCAGGAGGACUUCGAUGUGUUCAGGGUGUACAUCUCUGAGGAGGAGCAGAUGAACAGAGACAGAGAACGGGACAAAGCAGCUGCAGGUGAUGGACCUCAGGAUGUCUGUUUCCCAGAAACAGAAGGAGUUCUGAUUGGAGAAGGCGGUGAAUAUGACUUUAGCUCAGUAGAAGAUCUCAGCUCUGGAGGACUUUCAGCUGAGACCAUCCAAGCUUUCAGGCGCAGACUGUCUGACUCUAAGAUCGGCCGAGGCAGAGGAAGGGGCAGAGGGAGGGGAUUCAAAAGGAGAAGGUGGAUGUCACAUCAGGAGAAAAGACCUUCAGUCUUAGCUCAGCACCAGGAUUUAUGGUACCUUACGGCCGCUGGAUUGGGCGGUUUUGGGCUGGACUACAGCCAGGAAGCACUUAAAGCAGCAGGAGGUUUCCUGCCACUGGAACUCCCCCGGUUGGACUUCGGUUUAGGUGACAUUCAGGGGGAAAAGAUCUCCCCGAUGGCAGCCAGCAGCUUGAACCAGUUUUCCCUGGAGGACUCUAGCUGCGGUGCAGGUGAAGGCGGUUCAGGGCUGACCAGCGUCGGAGCCAACGAGGGCGGGGACGAGUCGGUGGCGGUGGUGGGUUCUACGUCCAGCGUGGUCGGCCCCGUCAUCUGCGAGCACUGCGGCCUGACUUUCCCGUCGCCCCACUCCCUCGCCGUCCAUGCCCGCUCCACCCACCUCCUGUACGCCUGCCCCUGCUGCGGUAAACACUUCCACCACUCGGCCAACCUGACACGCCACAUGGCCGUGCACCGGGGGGCCGGCAAGACGCACCAGUGCCCCCUCUGCUACAAGACUUUCACCCAGAAGUCCACCCUGAUAGACCACAUGAACCUCCAUAGUGGCGAGCGGCCGCACCACUGCGCCUACUGCCACGCCCGCUUCGCCCACAAGCCGGCCCUACGGCGCCACCUGAAGGAGCAGCACGGUAAAACCACGGGGCAGAACUCCCUCCACGAGCAGGAGGAGAGGGAGCGGGCGAGCGGAGCAGUCGGGAGGGUACGAGAGGAGGAGCAGGAAUGUCUCGUUACCGAACAAGUGUCGUAGACCAAAACGUCUUAAAGCUCUUGGACAGUUUACUGCAGUUAGAUGUGUUCUGUAGGGUCCUGGCGUGGGCAUUAGGAAAGUGCAGAAAAUGACUUUGAUGCCUUUAAAUUCUACGACUGCCAAAAUAGGAGCUCUUUUAAACAAAAUGUGUUACGUGUUUGCAUAAAAUAAUAAUCGAUGGCUGCUUUUAACCCUCCUGUUGUCCUGUGGGUCAAAAUUGACCCAUUUAAAGUUUGAAGAUGUGGGAAAAAAUGCAUAUUUUCACAGUGAAACUUCUGAUGUCUACAUUUUCAACAUUUUUGGGAAAUCUUUGAACAUUUUUUGGUGGAAAAAAAGAAAUGUUAAAAAUAUUUCUUAAGAACAUUCACAAAAAAAAUUACCAAAAUCCAGCAAAUUUCGCUGGAUUUUGGUUGAUUUUUCUGUGAAUGUUCAUAAAGAAAAUAUUAGAAGUUUUACUGAUAUAUAUGGAAUCACUUUAGUGAAUCACUGUGAAAAUAUACAUUUUUUCCUGAGGACAACAGGAGGGUUAACACAGCAUGUCACAGUAGGAAAACAGAGGCAUAAACGUAUCGAUGGCUCGAUUUAACUCGUGUCCCUGGAAGCUGUGGCAGUGAAUGAGACCCUGAAACCAAAGCAGAUAAGUACAGUUUAGUCAUCUGUAUUUUUAUCAUUUACAGCCGUGUUUUUCCUACCGUGUCGACUUCAAGGCCUUUUUGAUUUUAUCGUCUUAAGAACAGUUUGACUCAGAACUGUAAAUAAAAGAAACGGAAAGUGUCUUCUCUGUUUAGCCGCCUGUGUUUUAGCUCUUCCACAAGGGUGUUUACACGUAUGUUGCCUGACUAGACCUCAGAAUGAGACGUCUCUUUAUGUGCUUUUGAUAAAAGAUGUGUAAAAUAUGUGAAGAUCUGAUAAGACUUGUUCCUCUGUUGCAAAUGUCAUUAUGGAAAUAAACUGUUUUUUUAUACAUUAAA